Vigna angularis (adzuki bean) is the source of this 866-nucleotide messenger RNA. RefSeq lists its product as uncharacterized. Bases 146 to 688 code for a protein of 180 amino acids. The record is from RefSeq and is a predicted model, not a curated record. Gene Ontology annotation, molecular function: serine-type endopeptidase activity. NCBI's taxonomy places the organism in Eukaryota, Viridiplantae, Streptophyta, Magnoliopsida, Fabales, Fabaceae. Gene Ontology annotation, cellular component: membrane; signal peptidase complex. The transcript has 8 exons.
GGGGGGGGGGGGGGGGGGGGGGGGGGAGAAAACAAAAGGAAGAGUUACGCCUUGAUGUUAUAGUGAAGUUGGGACUUGGGAGCAGCCACCAUAGACUUGUGCAUUCUGCAUUGAAGCGUAGAGAAGAAGAGAAGAAGCAACAGCAAUGGGUUGGAUCGGAGAGACUAUGGAUUCCAUCAAAUCUCUUCAGAUCCGGCAGGUUCUCACUCAGGCUGUUAGCCUCGGCAUGAUUGUUACGUCUGCGUUGAUAAUAUGGAAGGCAUUGAUGUGCAUUACUGGCAGUGAAUCUCCUGUUGUCGUUGUUCUUUCUGGAAGCAUGGAACCAGGAUUCAAGCGGGGAGACAUCUUAUUCCUGCACAUGAGUAAAGAUCCAAUUCGGGCGGGGGAGAUUGUUGUGUUUAAUGUGGAUGGACGUGAGAUUCCAAUUGUUCAUCGUGUAAUUAAGGUACACGAAAGGGAGGAUACUGGGGAGGUUGAUGUUCUCACAAAAGGAGACAACAAUUAUGGGGAUGACAGGCUAUUGUAUGCUCAUGGUCAGCUUUGGCUGCAAAGGCACCACAUAAUGGGUAGAGCUGUCGGGUUCUUACCUUACGUGGGCUGGGUGACCAUUAUUAUGACUGAAAAGCCUAUUAUCAAGUAUAUUCUCAUUGGUGCUUUGGGGUUGCUCGUGAUAACUUCAAAAGAUUAAAUGAAUAUUCCAAAAUCAAACUGCGGCCUAAACUCCGAUGGUAGUAUGAGCAGAUGUCAUGCUUUUCUUGAAGGUGUCAUUUUGUACCAUUCAUAGUAUGGGGACUAUAUAAUGUUAAGAAUUAAUGAAAAAUAGUUGAAUUUUGAUAUUUACCUUGAUGAGUUGGCAUCUGAUUGAA